AUGUGUAGUGCUUGUAAUGCAAGUAGUAGAAAUGUUGGGUCGUUUAAAAGUGAGCAAGCUUUAAUUACAAAAUUAUUUUGGUGUAUUUUAAGGUUCUCAUCGAUGGCAUCACCAUCAAGCAAAUGGAGUGCUUUUUCAAAUCGCUUGCAUGUAACUCACUUAUCCAAUUAUAUUGCCUUGGAUUUGGAGCACAAAUAUCCACUGAGGUGUUCUAGCAGGCAUGGACAGGAAGGUGGCAGUCUAGUGUUAGAAGCUAAAGAAAUAUAA
Molecule: messenger RNA, 267 nt
Organism: Echinococcus granulosus
Lineage: Eukaryota; Metazoa; Platyhelminthes; Cestoda; Cyclophyllidea; Taeniidae
Exons: 3
Coding region: 1-267 (88 amino acids)
Source: RefSeq, a predicted model, not a curated record